Molecule: messenger RNA, 1558 nt
Organism: Linum tenue
Lineage: Eukaryota; Viridiplantae; Streptophyta; Magnoliopsida; Malpighiales; Linaceae
Source: the annotation of a GenBank genome assembly
UGGACCGACCGGCCCAGAAGCCUGUCCGAAGAGCUUCCGGAUCGUCUGAGCAAAAUCACCGCCAAUCGGCGUCGCAAAUCUCUGCCCCAUUACUUUUCCCCGCUGCAAUUUUCAGUUGCUGCCGCGGGAAACAGCCGGAAGAAAGUUGUUCGACUGCGAAUUCAUCGCCAAAGCCUCCGUCGGCGCUGCAAGCAAUCAAUUCCGUAGUCGGAAGUGGGAAUGAGUAAGUAUGGUUUAAACCUGCGGGUACCCAAGUCGCAGCAGAAUAAGAGGCCGCCAAGGCCGCCGCCUCCCAAGGUCCUGGGAUUCGGGGACGAUGAAGAUGAAGAUGUGGAGAAAGAGAUUCUGCGGCAAGCUAGCAAGAACAAGUCUCUCAAAGAUAUUGAGGAGCAACACAAGAAAGCAUUGGAGGAGGAUCCAUCAGCGUUUGACUAUGAUGGAGUUUACGAUGAGAUGAAGCAGGCAGUUGUUCGUCCACGGAUUGAAGAUAAGCAACAGAGAAAGCCUAAGUACAUCGAGGCUCUGAUGCAGAAAGCAAAAGAGAGAGAACGUCAACAGGAGGUGGUGUUCGAGCGAAAGAUUGCCAAAGAAAGAAGCCAAGAUGACCAUCUAUAUGCCGACAAGGACAAAUUCGUUACAAAUGCCUACAAGAGGAAACUCGCAGAGCGUGAGCAGUGGUUGAAAGAAGAAAAACUCCGUGAACUCAAAGAGCAGAAGGACGACGUUACCAAGAAGAGCGAUUUGAGCGACUUUUACUUCAACCUCAGGAAGAACGUUGCCUUUGGUGGUCAAGACGCAGAGAAGAGGCGGCAAGAGAAGUGGGCUACUGAAGCCAAGAAGGCGGAGGAGCAGAAGCAAGACGUCGAGGAAUCCUCGGCAGCAGGAGCAGAAUCAAAGGCAACCUUACCAUCAUUACCUGAGUCUGAGAAGCCAUUGGAUCCAUCGCCGAACCCUGAUUCUGAAACACAUCUCGAGUCUACAGAUCUCAAGCCAACAGCUGAUAAGCCAGUCCCUGAUGCUUCUUCCUCAGGACCCGCAGAAGAAGUAACCACGGAAGAGCAGCCACCACCAGCUAAGCAAGCAACAGCCGACCAUUAUAAGAGAAAGCAAGAUGAGAUCAAUGCAGCGAGAGAACGGUUGUUGGCCAGAAAGAGAGCAAAACUGCAGCAGCAGAUACUGUAGGAUGGUGGUAAGUACUAAUUAGUCCUGUGCAUGAAGGCCGGUGAACCUUUUCUUGUAUCCAACUUGACUUGUGCUUUGAAAUUGUGGAAAGUGAAUGCUUAACCUAAAAGUCUGUCACUGUGUAAGUGCUUACUGAUUGUUAAAUUAUACGAGGUCUGGCCCUCCUUAUGUUCUUAGAGUUCGAAAGCAUUUUGAUAGGAAAAACACAAACUAAAACAACUUUGUAUGAACUUACAGUGUGAUGGAUGGUUUUAUCCUCGUAAUAUCAAUAGGUUAAUCGUUCUUCUACUGGCGAUUAUAUUGUUAUCUUCUUCAGCAGAGCCUUAUGUUUGUUUGGACUACCUGUAGGCUUGAUUCUUAUUAUGUAACAAAAGUU